AUGGGCAGUGAAGAGCAGUUGAGGUCAUUGAUCUCCGAACUGAAGAUCAUGAUUCAUCUCGGUCGCCAUAACAACCUUCUCAGCGUCAUCGGAGCCGUUACCAAAAACCUCAAAUAUGGCUCCCUCUACAUCAUCACCGAGUACUGCCAGCACGGCAACCUCAAAAACUUCCUCCAGAAGAUUAGAUUGAUGUUGCUAAUUCAGAAAGCCGAAGAGAAAAAACAUUUGUCUAAAUCGAACGCGAGACAUCAUCCUAAUCUGAAAAACUAUCAUAAACGUAAACCCAACUACGAAAACGAUCAUGGUGACGAUGACAACAACAACGAUGAUGAUAAUGAUAACGUUAACAACAACAAUGAUGAUGAUGAUGAUGAUGAUGACGAUCAGUUGUUAUUGGUGGAUUUGUACAACAUGGCCUAUCAAAUUGCUAAAGGCCUUGAUUAUUUAAGCUCAAAAAAGUACAUACACAGAGAUAUCGCGGCCAGAAACGUUUUGGUUACUGAAAGCAGGACGAUGAAGCUGUGUGACUUUGGACUGGCCAAAGAUUGCUACAAGACCGAAGAGUAUAAGAAAAAAUCAACGACGCCAGUGCCAAUAAAAUGGAUGGCGUUGGAGUCAUUAUCUAAAAAUAUUUACACCCUGCAGAGUGACGUCUGGUCGUUCGGCGUCUUGCUAUGGGAGAUAUUUACAUUAGGUAGUUCGAAUCCAUACAGCGGCCUAGUUAUGGAUAAAACAUUCUUGGAUCGCUUGCAAGAAGGAUAUAGACUUGAGAAACCUUCGCUAGCUGAUAAAGAAAUUUACAACUUGAUGAUAUGUUGCUGGCGUAAUGAACCUAAUGAAAGACCAAACUCGACGCAGCUCGUUACUACGAUUAGUUCCAUUCUUAUGAAGAAAUAUCAGACGGUUGGUUGGCUGGCCGGUUGA
Molecule: messenger RNA, 924 nt
Organism: Helobdella robusta
Lineage: Eukaryota; Metazoa; Annelida; Clitellata; Rhynchobdellida; Glossiphoniidae
Exons: 8
Coding region: 1-924 (307 amino acids)
Biological process (GO): protein phosphorylation; multicellular organism development; positive regulation of kinase activity
Cellular component (GO): signaling receptor complex
Molecular function (GO): ATP binding; transmembrane receptor protein tyrosine kinase activity
Source: RefSeq, a predicted model, not a curated record